Molecule: messenger RNA, 1113 nt
Organism: Patiria miniata (bat star)
Lineage: Eukaryota; Metazoa; Echinodermata; Asteroidea; Valvatida; Asterinidae
Product: beta-3 adrenergic receptor-like
Exons: 1
Coding region: 127-1113 (328 amino acids)
Biological process (GO): G protein-coupled receptor signaling pathway
Cellular component (GO): membrane
Molecular function (GO): G protein-coupled receptor activity
Source: RefSeq, a predicted model, not a curated record
UCGUCACUUCGUCCAAACGAAAAACUUAGUGUGUUGCACUUUCAACACUUUGUGCAAUUUGCGUAAUUAUCAAACGAUGGAAUGUUGUGUCUCGAAAUUUGGUAAUCAUGUAGAGGACAUCAUAAAAUGUUAGAAUAUCCAAAAAUCUCAGAAUUCAGAAAAUCUCGGUUGUUUCUUCUUUUUUUUUUUGGUGUGUAUGCCCAUAGAUUACUAGCCUCCAACAUGGUUGACACUUUGCAAGCUCUCAACACUGCUUUGCUGGUAGUCUGCAGCGCAGCCGUAGUCAGUAACGUCCUUGCUGUGGUGAUAUUCGCAGCUACCAAGAAGCUCCGCGUCAAGUACUAUGCCUUCGCCUUCAACCUCGUUCUGGGCGACAUUGUGGCUCCGGCCUCCAUACUAAUUCUGAUCAAUGCCAACCUUCCCAAGCUGAGGCCGUUGUAUAGCACGUCCCUGUGUGCCGUGAAGCUGAGCAUCCUAGCGAUUGCCGUGAAUCGCUUUCUAGCUCUGACCAUCACGCCCCCAGCUCGCUAUGACGCCAUGGUGACACGUGGUCGCAUGCUGGCAGCUUGCGUGUUGAUUUGGAUCAUCUCUGCCGCCAUCCUUGUCCCCACCCUGCUCCACUCCAAGCUGUUGGCCCGGAUGCUGCAGUCAUCAACCACGCUGGGCAUAUUGCUCAUCACCGCUGUCUUUUACUGCGCCGUGUUUCGAAAAAUGUCCCGGUACACUCCACCGCUCGCAUCCACCGAAGGUGCCCGGGCCGACGACGCCGUGGCCCGUACGCGCCUCCGCCAGACGCGCCACUUGAUGAUCACUUUCACCAUCAUCUUAGUCACGUGCUUCGCAUGCUGGAUCCCGUACUGCAUCGUCAACUUCAUGGUUUACUUCAGUGGCAAGAGCAUGCGCAUGUCCGUUGGGCCCCGAAACCUCUCGAUUUUGUCCCGUCUUGUUGCCACCAUACUGAUGUUCAACUCUCUCAUUAACCCAUUCAUCUACUGGUGGCGUAUCCGAGAGUUCCGCGUCAGCAUGUACCGUUUGAUCUGUCGUGGUAGGGGUAAAGUCGAUCCUGAGAAUGAUGUGGUCACCCUGCACACAAUGCAGGAACCAGAAAAUUGA